GCUGAUUCCACUUAGUUUGUUUCGGAAAGCGCGGCCAGUCGGUAGCUGGAUCUUUGCAGUGUUUGCCAAGGAUCAAAGGAUCAAGAAACCCAAGGACAAUGGUUAUCGAGGAGUGGAAGAAGAGCGGCAUCGCCACCAAAUUUCCCACCUACCGGAACUCGCCCCUUAUCACCACUCACAGCUGGCAAAAGGGAAAGCGGGAGGACGAUCGGGCCGAAGGACUCUGGCGAAUCUACGAUGGCAUCUACGACUUCACCGAGUUCAUAGACAAACAUCCCGGCGGUGCCUUCUGGAUUCGCGAAACCAAGGGCACGGACAUCACCGAGGCUUUUGAGGCGCACCAUCUGACGAGCACACCCGAAAAGAUGAUCGCCAAGUACAAAGUGCGGGAUGCAGCGGAGCCCAGGAUCUACACCCUGACCCUCGAGGAAGGGGGCUUCUACAAGACCCUUAAGGAGCGAGUGCGUGAAAAGCUAAAGACCGUCGACAAGAGUCCAAAAAGGAAGAGUGAUUUGAUCCAGUUCGGCUUGAUAGUUGCGCUCUACAUUUUUGGCAUCGCCAGUGUCAAAUUCAAUAGCCUUUUGGCUCUGAUUCUGGCAGGUGUUUCACUCUGCUGGACUGUGAUCGUGUCCCACAACUACUUCCAUCGCCGGGACAAUUUUCAGAUGUACGCCUUUAACCUGGGAAUGAUGAACUUCGCCGCCUGGAGAGUGUCCCAUGCCCUGUCGCACCACAUUUACCCCAACUCCUACUUCGACCUGGAGCUGUCCAUGUUCGAGCCGCUGCUGUGUUGGGUGCCCAAUCCGCACAUCAAGAGCAAGAUCAUGCGCUACGUGUCCUGGGUGACGGAGCCGGUGGCCUAUGCCCUGGCCUUCUUCAUACAAAUAGGCACACGCAUUUUCUACUCGCUGCGCCACACGAACAUCUUGUACUGGCACGACCUGCUGUCGCUGAGUAUUCCCGCAGCCAUCUAUCUGGGCACUGGCGGAUCCCUCGGCCUGUGGGUUUGCGUUCGCACUUGGCUAGCGAUGACGUCGAUCGCUAGCUUCAGCUUUUGCGUGAUCGGUUUGAAUGCGGCGCAUCACGACCCGGAGAUUUACCACGAGGGCGAUGCCAAUCGGGAGGAUCGCGAUUGGGGCCUCUUCCAGGUGGACACGAUCAUCGAUCGCGGCGACCUCAAGGGAUCGCAAUUCCUUGUUCUCACCCACUUCGGUGACCAUGUGCUUCACCAUCUCUUCCCCACGCUGGAUCAUGGUCUCUUGCCCGCCCUCUAUCCGGUGCUGUACGAGACCCUGGACGAGUUCAAGGGUCACCUGCGCGAGUGCAAUCACAUCGAGCACAUGAUCGGUCAGCACAAGCAGCUGCUGCGCAUCGAGCCCAAUCCCAGGGCUCCAGGAGCGGGAAAGUGAGACCGGGGGUGGAAAUAAAAGUUAUUAAAUAAAUA
Molecule: messenger RNA, 1444 nt
Organism: Drosophila kikkawai
Lineage: Eukaryota; Metazoa; Arthropoda; Insecta; Diptera; Drosophilidae
Gene: Cyt-b5-r
Product: Cytochrome b5-related
Biological process (GO): lipid metabolic process
Molecular function (GO): heme binding
Source: RefSeq, a predicted model, not a curated record